CAGUUAGUCUCUGCAGUGAGCAAAUCAGUCUCUCAACUCGGAGUCUGGUGGAACUGCUAAUCCUUUGUCACCAUGAGAGAUUGCUGUUUGGUCCUCUUUGGAACCGUCUUCCUGGUCAUAAUCUUCGAAACAGUUGCUCGCAGGCGAGGAAAGGUCGUGGCCCACUUGAGCAAUGAUGGGCCUACACUGGUUAGAGCGAACGUAACCUUUAAUGUGGUGCUUAAAUUACCUAGAUGUCAAAAAGAGGAUGAUAAUGGUGACAUUGUUUAUGACAUAAACUGCAAAAAUGCAUCUUCAUUCUUUCCUGGUCAAUAUGUAUAUAACUGGAGUUCCUGGAUUGGUGAGUGUGGUUGGUUUAACUGCGCCAAGUUUACCAAAUACAACAUCUUCCCAGAUGGCCGUCCUUUUCCUAGACAAAUGGAUUGGUGGCAUAAGAACUUUGUCUAUGUUUGGCACACACAAGGCCAAUACUAUCAAAAUAUUGGGCGAUCCAGUAUGACCCUCUCUAUCAAUACAACCAACAUCACAUUGGGUGAUCAUAUGAUGGUUGUGUCUGUCUAUCGAAGAGAUCAUCAUGGAAAAAAAUACAUUCCAAUUGCAACAGCAAGUGGCCCAUACACGGUUACAGAUCGUAUUCCAACAUAUGUGCAUAUUUCACAAAAAAACAAUCGCAAUACCACUGAUAGCAUCUACAUCAAGGACCUAGAUGUUAUCUUUGAAGUUAAACUUCAUGAUCCCAGCAAAUAUCUGAAAAAUGCUGCCAUAUCCUAUAGUUGGGAUUUUGGUGAUGGACGUGCUGUUUUAUCAAAAAGUCCAACUGUUCGUCACAAAUACACUAGUUCAGGGAAUUUCAAACCUAAAUUGAUUGUUGAAGCAAUCCUAUCAGUUUCCUGUAGCUCCAUUAUACCAACUACAUUGAGCCCAACUACUGAACAGGGCACUACAACCGAAUUGAGCACUACGGUUAAAUCGAGUACUACCACUGAACAGAGCUCUACAACUGACCAGAGUCCUACCACUGAACAGAGCCCUACCACUGAACAGAGCCCUACAACUGAACGGAGCCCUACCACUGAACAGAGCCCUACCACUGAACAGAGCCCUACAACUGAACAGAGCCCUACAACUGAACAGAACCCCACAACUGAACUGAGCCCUGUGACCAAUGUAGAUGCUACAACUGGAUUCUCAACAAUUGCUUAUACCAAUGGUACAAACGGUCCACUGCAGCUUGAAAAAAGAGAUGUCUCAGGAUUAGCCUGUAACCUUCACAGAUAUGGCUACUUUGAAACAAAUAUCACAGUUGUAGAUGGAAUUGUUGGAGUCAGCAUUGUGGAGGUGACCAGUGUUCAGAUCUCCACAGAACUUCAACAGAACUCCAUUGUGAAUUUUGUUGUCACAUGUAAGGGCAGUAUACCUACUGAUGUGUGCACUAUAAUUGGCGAUAGUUCAUGCAUGGUGCUACAAAACAUGAUCUGUGACCCUGUUGAGGCUGUUGAUACAUGCUAUUUGACCCUUCGUAGACGUUUCAAUGAAUCUGGUAUCUACUGUGUGAAUAUCACAUUAAGGGAUAAUACCAGUUUAGCUGUUGCUAGUACUCUGGUAUCAAUUGAAGGUUCCAGCAGUAAUACAGGUCUGCAUGGUGUCUUAAUACUUGGUGCUUGCCUGGUGAUUCUUAUCAUUGGUGCGGCCUGUUUCCUUUACAAGCGUUACAAAGAAUAUACGCCAAUUGUUAGACGAGUGAGGGACAGAAAUAAACAAUUGGUGGUGAAUAAUGGUGAUGCCACUGUGUACUUCAGUAAACUGAAAAACAAACUCUUCCUUGGGAAUGAUGAGAAGAGCCCAUUACUGAAGAAACCUGGGUUCAUUUAAUCAGAGGUACUCAUCCAAGCAGAAGUGUACUCAGGAACAGUCAGCCUUCUGUCUGAGUACUUGUGUUACUUCAGUAAAUCUUGACGAUAGAAAUAUUAUACUGCUUAGCUCCUCUUUACAAGUGGAUUACAAUAUAAAUUACUUGAAAUCCAGCUUUUCUUCACACUGCUUGAGGGUAUAACUCUGUAUGUGUUUAUAAAUGUUGUAUCAAUUAAGCAACUGUAAAUGUUGGAAGUAAACUUUUUUAAUGCCACUCUAAUUGUGAAAAAAAUUCAUUCCACUCACUACACAUUGACAUUUAUUUUCACCACAGAUAGUGCAGUGAUGGCAAAAUGGCAGUAUGUAAAUCCAUUUGGAUGGAUGGAGACCUGGAUCCACAUACUGGAUUUCUACUGACACCAAAUUGGUUGUGUUAAGAAUCUACACAAAAGGGAUGUUCAUAGAAACCCUCUAGAAGUACUAGCUAUUGAGCUUCUGCAUAUUUGCUUUGAUAUAGGGCCACCUUCUCAAUGAGGUAGUCAUAAAACUAACUUUUCUACUUGCAUCUCUCAGGCUUGUGUCAAAAGUCCUUGAAACAGAUAAUGUCAAAUAAACUAU
Molecule: messenger RNA, 2469 nt
Organism: Rhincodon typus (whale shark)
Lineage: Eukaryota; Metazoa; Chordata; Chondrichthyes; Orectolobiformes; Rhincodontidae
Gene: gpnmb
Product: glycoprotein (transmembrane) nmb
Exons: 10
Coding region: 73-1872 (599 amino acids)
Biological process (GO): cell adhesion
Molecular function (GO): integrin binding
Source: RefSeq, a predicted model, not a curated record